This is a messenger RNA of Neltuma alba, 1699 nucleotides long. RefSeq names its product amino-acid permease BAT1 homolog. Gene Ontology annotation, molecular function: transmembrane transporter activity. Lineage: Eukaryota; Viridiplantae; Streptophyta; Magnoliopsida; Fabales; Fabaceae. Gene Ontology annotation, cellular component: membrane. The record is from RefSeq and is a predicted model, not a curated record. Gene Ontology annotation, biological process: amino acid transport; transmembrane transport. Bases 54 to 1610 code for a protein of 518 amino acids. The transcript has 7 exons.
UGCUUAAGUGCUGAACAUAGAGUCUGGCUUCAGCGAGUGGAACCAAAGAGAAGAUGAGUGGAGAAGCUACAAUGGAUUCAGGAGAGAAGCGACUCAACGAGCUUGGUUAUAAGCAAGAACUCAGACGUGAAAUGACUAUGUUCAAAACUCUGGCAAUAUCCUUCUCAACGAUGACCCUUUUCACUGGAAUCACUCCUCUCUAUGGUUCUAGCCUGCAAUAUGCAGGCCCUGCAACUCUUGUUUGGGGCUGGAUUGUGGUUUGUUUCUUCACCUGGUUCGUUGGAAUCGCCAUGGCUGAAAUAUGCUCUUCCUUCCCGACAACUGGUUCGCUGUACUUCUGGGCUGCACAUUUAGCAGGACCCAAAUGGGGACCAUUUGCCUCAUGGUGCUGUGCUUGGCUUGAAACCAUAGGGCUUAUUGCUGGGAUUGGAACCCAGGCAUAUGCAGGAUCACAAACUUUGCAGAGUAUAAUCCUACUUUGCACAGGCACAAAUAAAGGUGGAGGUUACUUCGCUCCAAAAUGGCUUUUCUUGUGCAUGUACAUUGGCCUCACUGUUAUAUGGGCAGCUCUGAACACAUUUGCAUUGGAAGUUAUUGCCUUGAUCGACAUGAUUUCAAUAUGGUGGCAGGUGAUAGGUGGGACAGUGAUAGUCAUAAUGUUGCCAAUGGUGGCACUAACUAGGAAAUCUGCUUCUUAUGUGUUCACACAUUUUGAAGUGGGAUCAGAAUCAACAGGAGUAUCAAGCAAACCUUAUGCAGUGAUUCUGUCAUUCCUUGUGAGUCAGUAUUCCCUAUAUGGAUAUGAUGCUGCAGCACACCUUACUGAAGAAACCAAAGGAGCAGAUAAGAAUGGACCUAUAGCAAUUCUAGGCAGCAUUGGGAUCAUUUCUGUGUUUGGAUGGGCUUACAUUUUGGCUCUCACGUUUAGCAUUCAGGAUUUUGGUUAUCUUUAUGAUCCAACCAAUGAGACAGCAGGAGCAUUUGUGCCAGCACAAAUACUGUAUGAUGCAUUUCAUGGAAGAUAUGGCAAUUCCACAGGAGCAAUCAUUUUACUAUUUGUCAUAUGGGGCUCGUUCUUCUUUGGCGGGCUUUCAAUCACCACUAGUGCAGCCAGAGUGGUUUAUGCUCUGUCAAGAGACAAGGGUGUUCCAUUUUCAAAUCUAUGGAGAAAGCUACACCCAAAGCACAAAGUUCCGGCGAACGCCGUGUGGCUCUGUGCAGCAAUCUGCAUUCUUCUGGGAAUCCCAAUUCUGAAAGUGAAUGUAGUCUUUACUGCCAUAACUUCAAUAUGUACUGUAGGAUGGGUUGGUGGGUAUGCAGUUCCAAUACUUUCAAGAAUGGUUAUGUCUGAGAAGAACUUCAAGCCAGGGCCUUUUUACUUAGGCAGAGCAAGAAGACCAAUCUGCUUAGUAGCAUUUCUGUGGAUUUGUUACACUUGUUCUGUUUUCCUCUUGCCCACUUUGUAUCCUGUUACAUGGGAAACUUUCAACUAUGCACCUGUUGCUUUAGGGGUGGGUUUGGGUCUAAUAUUGCUCUGGUGGCUGUUGGACGCAAGAAAAUGGUUUAAGGGACCUGUUAGGAAUAUUGAUGUUCAGAAUGGUAAGGUCUAAUAAUUCUUCUGACCAAGUCUAUCAAGGUUAGGUGAUGGAAUACGCUUUAAUUAUAUGCUCUUCAUUAACACAGACGCACACACUUUCUU